Molecule: messenger RNA, 2563 nt
Organism: Rattus rattus (black rat)
Lineage: Eukaryota; Metazoa; Chordata; Mammalia; Rodentia; Muridae
Gene: Galnt17
Product: polypeptide N-acetylgalactosaminyltransferase 17
Cellular component (GO): Golgi apparatus
Source: RefSeq, a predicted model, not a curated record
AUUGUUCCCGAAGGUCUACGUCUCCGGAGGAGGUCCAAAGGCAACCUGUUUGCUGUUGAACAGUGAGAGACCCCGGGACCUUUAUCGUUUGCUGUCUCGUAGAAGGGACUGCGUGCUGUGGACGGAGCAGGCAUUUCAGCGACACUUUUGUAAGCCAGGGUCUUCGAUGUGAGUGACCACGCUUGGUCCCCAACAGCCGCGACCUCCCAGUGGUCUCUGUCUGCUGAGUAUCUGUGGCCAGAAGCAGCUGGGACCCCCCAGUCCUUUGCUCCAUCCUCUGGCCAUUGUCCCGUGUGUGGGGUCGGCGCCGUCUCAGGCUACCCUGCUCCUCGCAGGUGAGGCUGGUAGAGGCGUAGGUCCAGGGAAAGGACCGGCCUUGUUGUUUGAUGGCUUCACUGAGGAGAGUCAAAGUGUUGUUGGUGUUGAACUUGAUCGCGGUGGCCGGCUUCGUGAUCUUUUUGGCUAAGUGUCGGCCUAUCGCGGUGCGCAGCGGAGACGCCUUCCACGAGAUCCGGCCUCGCGCAGAGGUGGCCAACCUCAGCGCGCACAGCGCCAGCCCCAUCCAGGAUGCGGUCCUGAAGCGCUUGUCGCUGCUGGAGGACAUCGUCUACCGGCAACUUAAUGGCUUAUCUAAAUCCCUUGGGCUCAUCGAAGGGUAUGGUGGGCGGGGCAAAGGGGGCCUUCCUGCCACCCUUUCCCCCUCUGAAGAAGAAAAAGCCAAAGGACCUCAUGAGAAGUAUGGCUACAAUUCCUACCUCAGUGAAAAGAUCUCCUUGGACCGGUCUAUUCCAGAUUAUCGCCCUACCAAGUGUAAGGAGCUCAAAUACUCCAAGGAGUUACCCCAGAUAUCCAUCAUCUUCAUCUUCGUGAACGAGGCCCUGUCAGUGAUACUGCGGUCAGUCCACAGCGCCGUCAAUCACACGCCCACACACCUGCUGAAGGAGAUUAUCCUGGUGGAUGACAACAGCGAUGAAGAGGAGCUGAAGGCCCCCCUGGAGGAAUAUGUCCACAAACGCUAUCCUGGGCUGGUGAAGGUGGUACGCAAUCAAAAGAGAGAGGGCCUGAUCCGAGCACGCAUCGAGGGCUGGAAGGCGGCCACUGGCCAGGUCACUGGCUUUUUCGACGCUCACGUGGAAUUCACUGCUGGCUGGGCUGAGCCCGUUCUGUCCCGCAUCCAGGAAAACCGGAAGCGGGUCAUCCUCCCCUCCAUCGACAACAUUAAGCAGGACAACUUCGAAGUACAGCGCUAUGAGAACUCCGCCCACGGGUACAGCUGGGAGCUGUGGUGCAUGUACAUCAGCCCCCCGAAAGACUGGUGGGACGCCGGGGAUCCCUCUCUCCCCAUCAGGACACCAGCCAUGAUUGGCUGCUCGUUUGUGGUCAACAGGAAAUUCUUUGGUGAAAUUGGCCUGCUGGACCCUGGGAUGGAUGUGUAUGGAGGAGAGAAUAUUGAACUUGGAAUCAAGGUAUGGCUCUGUGGAGGCAGCAUGGAGGUCCUUCCGUGUUCGAGGGUGGCCCACAUUGAGCGGAAGAAGAAACCGUAUAACAGCAACAUCGGCUUCUAUACCAAGAGGAACGCACUCCGAGUAGCCGAGGUCUGGAUGGAUGACUACAAGUCGCAUGUGUACAUAGCGUGGAAUCUGCCUCUGGAGAAUCCGGGCAUCGAUAUCGGCGACGUCUCAGAAAGAAAGGCAUUAAGGAAAAGUUUGAAGUGUAAGAACUUCCAGUGGUACUUGGACCAUGUUUACCCGGAAAUGAGAAGAUACAACAACACCAUCGCAUACGGGGAGCUUCGUAAUAACAAGGCCAAGGACGUCUGCCUGGACCAGGGGCCACUGGAAAACCACACAGCAAUACUCUACCCAUGCCACGGUUGGGGACCACAGCUCGCCCGCUACACCAAGGAAGGCUUCCUGCACUUGGGUGCUCUGGGGACCACCACUCUCCUCCCCGAUACCCGCUGCCUGGUGGACAACUCCAAGAGCCGUUGUCAGCUCCUGGUUGAUAAGGUCAAGAGUAGCUUGUGCAAGCGCUGGAACUUCAUCCAGAAUGGAGCCAUCAUGAAUAAGGGCACAGGGCGCUGCCUAGAAGUGGAGAACCGGGGCCUGGCCGGCAUCGACCUAAUCCUUCGGAGCUGUACAGGACAGAGAUGGACAAUCAAGAAUCCCAUUAAGUAGAUGGACAGAAGGAGGGCACAUGGAUCCCAGACCCAUGGCGGGGCCUGGUCAUCCUCAGAACCAGCCACACGGUGGAGAGACAGCAGGCACCCAGAGGAUGCUCUGUGGACCUCUCAGGGCUCCUCCAGGGCAGCCCCGGACAAAGAUGUUAAGUCCCCCUCAGGCGUUCUGCCUGUAUACUUUGAAGAUUUCCCCCUCACUCUUAUCUGGGGACCAAGAGCUGCAACUUCUGGGUACUAAGGGGUGAGGCUGCUCAUAUCUCUCCACCGUAUCAUCUCCUACCCCAGCAUCAGCAGCUGGGACUGGCAGGGUCCCUCUUCCUCUCCUCCUCCUCCUCUUCAUCUUCUUCCUCUUCCUUCUCCUCCUCCCAUUCUCUUUCUCCUCUC